Molecule: messenger RNA, 1741 nt
Organism: Melanotaenia boesemani (Boeseman's rainbowfish)
Lineage: Eukaryota; Metazoa; Chordata; Actinopteri; Atheriniformes; Melanotaeniidae
Product: olfactory receptor 8A1-like
Exons: 2
Coding region: 711-1640 (309 amino acids)
Biological process (GO): G protein-coupled receptor signaling pathway
Cellular component (GO): membrane
Molecular function (GO): olfactory receptor activity
Source: RefSeq, a predicted model, not a curated record
CGGGCUGAAGAACGUCCUCACACAUCUUCCAGCCAUGAUGGAUGCAGCCUGCUUGUCCUGCAGCAGGAAUCCUGAGACCAGACUCUGAGGGUUAAUCUGUUUGUGAAAACGGAUGCAGGUUUAUGUGUGGCCAGCGGAUGAAACGAGCGUUAAAACCCAUGUUUCCAUGUGACGUUUAUUCCUGACUCCGUCCAGGAGCACCAUCUGUUUCCUGUCAGCUGACCUGAACGGAGACGAGCAAACAGACCUUUAUGUUUCACACGUUCUGCUGCAGCUGGAAGCAGCUUCUGUCUGACAGCUGAUCCGUGUCCAUGAGGGCCUCCUGAAGACGUUCAGCCUCAUUUGAUCUGAACGUUUGAGUCUGGUUUCUCCUCUGACUGCAUCCCUGCUGCUUUUCUGUCUCUACAGACUGAAUCGGGUUGUGUUUUUCUUUCCUUUGUAAUGGUAGGUUGGUCUUUCUUUGUCCCUCGCUCCUGUCCUCUCCUGGUUCUGGUUUUCCUCUCUGGGGUUGUUUAGUAACUUGUUCUGCUAAUGACGGGGAAUUUAAGUGAAAUUAAAUCUAAAAAUCUAACCUGUGGAUUUCCUCACCAAAGAAACCGUCUUUGAAUUGUUAUUUUAAACCAUGUCAGCCUCGUCCUGCUUAUUGAGCUUGUAGGAGAGAUGAGAAUCGGCUGAAAGGAAUCAAACUGCAGCGACCUGGAAGCCGUCGGAUGUUUGAGCAGAUGCAGAACAACUCUCAGAUCCUCAUCCAGCUCCAGGGCCUGAACGACUCUCUGGCCAGCCGUCCCAUCUUCGUCCUCGCUCUGACGUCCUACGUCUUCACCGUCCUGGUGAACCUGACGCUCAUUGUCACCGUGUGCCUGGAUGAGACGCUCCACCAGCCCAUCUACGUCUUCAUGUGCAACCUGUGUGUGAACGGGAUCUGCGGAGCAUCCAGUUUCUACCCGAAGCUGCUGUACGACCUUCUGGCUGACCAUCAGGUCAUCACGUACGCCGGCUGCAUGACUCAGAUGUUCUUCACCUACAGCUAUGUGUUCUGUGAGUUCACCAGUCUGACCGUCAUGGCGUACGACCGCUUCGAGGCCAUCUGCCGGCCUCUGCGGUACCGGGCGCUGAUGACGGGGCAGAAGGUGGUGCAGCUGCUGGCGUUCACCUGGAGCCUCUCGCUGAUGGAGACCGCGGUCGGCAUCUUCCUCCUCAUCAGGCUGCCGCUCUGCAAACGCCACAUUCCCAAAGUCUUCUGCACCAACUGGGAGGUGGUGAAGCUUUCCUGCUCCAGCACGGUGGCCAACGACAUGUACGGCCUCCUGCUCGUGGUCCUGCACCUGCUGCAGGCCGGACUCAUCCUGGUGUCCUACGUGCACCUGGUCCGGACCGCCGUGCGCUCGCAGUCUGACCGCAGGAAGUUUCUUCAGACAUGUCUGCCGCACCUGGCAGCGCUGCUCGUCUUCACCGCGUCGCUGCUGUUCGACACCUUGUUCUCUCGCUACGCCGGCGGCUCCAUGGCGGCGCUGCAGAACGCGCUGGCGGCGGAGUUCCUGGUGGUCCCGCCCCUCGUCAACCCCGUCAUCUACGGCGUAAACCUGCAGCAGGUCCGGACCCGGAUCCGCCUCCGGUUCAUCCUCAGAACUGGAACCUGACUGGAAACUGAGGAGUUUCAGGGUGGAACUGGUUAAGUUUGACAAUCUGAGUCAGAAAUGAUGCUGAGAAAAAUAAAGUUUUUAUCUGAUCGCCUCUGAAU